Messenger RNA from Alternaria rosae, 1722 nucleotides. RefSeq lists its product as uncharacterized. The transcript is spliced from 2 exons. NCBI's taxonomy places the organism in Eukaryota, Fungi, Ascomycota, Dothideomycetes, Pleosporales, Pleosporaceae. Bases 213 to 1634 code for a protein of 473 amino acids. The record is from RefSeq and is a predicted model, not a curated record.
ACGGUGAGCCUUGGGUGCAUGGUCCUCGCUACCAUGAAGCUGGUGGUUUCCUAGGAGUGAAAGUGCUUUGCCGUUGUCUCUUAGGCCAUGGCCGUUCACAAUGAAGACCCGGUGGCACAAUCCAUAUCCUUCAUGACAUGCCCUGAGAUAAUAGAAGAUCCACCGACUAAACGAUUUGAUAACUCACACCAGCUGUAUCCAAGCGCCCACAUAUGGCCACAAACUCAACUGCUCCCUUGGAAGGCUACAUCCAGCGGGCCUUAGGAGAUCCCACGGCUAGCAUCUUCGCGCGUAGCGAUCUUAUGCCACCGCCAUACUUAAUCAAGGAGAAAAUCAACUACAUCUUGACCUUCAGAGGCUGCUUCAAUCCGCCUUAUCAAGGCCACAAAGAAACAUUGUGCCACGGCUUUUUUCGCGGUGGGGAAGGUAUCCACCUGAUAGCCGCCUUCAUCUUCCCUUUGGACGAUUAUUCCGUAGCCUGGAAGUACAAUCGCGGAAAAUCGUGCUCGAAGGACCUAAUUCUUACCCUACAACAGCGUAUCAACCUCAUCAACAAUAGUGGUCUCUAUGGUGGUUGGCACUGGUGUCAUCCACAUGGUGAGCCAGGCUCCGAAGCAUUUAAGGACCGACUUAUAUCAGAGGCCGCAGUAGAUGGCUUCAACAUACAGUACAUCACUUUAACUGGACCUGAUCACGUUGAUCGAGGAUAUGGGUCCUUAGGAUACUACGGGCCUACUAUAGUCGUUGGUACCGGGGACCGAGAACGCACCAGCUUACGCAUGGAAACGGAAACGGGACUCCGCAAAUUGACACGUUACAGCGACUGGCGUGUGGAAGCACUCGAAGAACUGUUCAUCCAGCAGCUGGGAGCGGGCGGUAACCUGACGUGGCUGGAGCAGAAAUUAUCAAUGCUGUUUCCGCGUUCAAUGACGAACCUUCCGGGCAACCGCGACGAGAGGCUCCAGAUGAUCAAGGAUCGACUACGCACUGGUAUGUGGCGUCUUGGACAGACGCGAAUGUGUCACCGCUCCAAAGCACCAUCUACUGAAUGGCUGCGGUAUGUGCCUACACGUUUCUUCGGUAUGACAGGCGGUGUCUGGUUUCUCGGCUACAAAGAGCAACAGCUAUCAUCAACGCGACUUCGCCGCGCGCUUGCAUCCUCCAACGAUGCAGAACAGCUCAAGAAGUCUAUAACGGGCGUUGCACUCAGCCCACAGCUGCUGAUACAGUACCUAAGGCCGCACCAGCAGCGUACAACCCUUAAACGCAAACGUACUGCGGAAGAAGGGAAAGAAGCUGAGGUGAAGCGUGUAGAGCGAGAAGGACAGGCACGCAAAUUCAAGAAGCUAAAGCAAACCUACGAGCAGAUCAAGGGUGGAUAUCUAGCCAAGCAAAGGACUGCCUGGCGGGGCCGACAGAAGAAAACUUACCAUGAUUGGGAUCAACUCAGCCGGCAGGAUCGUCAGGAUAUUCUGCAUGCAGAGAAGGCCAUGACUCGGAAUUGGCGAGCGCUCAAAGACCCAACUAGGAAGGAAGAUAUAUUGUUCCAGCAUCUUGACAAGAUGCUGAGAGACAAGAAGAAAGGUGCAGCAGUGCCUGCGAAGGUAUUGCCGCGAAAGCCAGGCCCUGCGUAGAUGUAUCUCCGAAGAGCAUGUAAUAUAGUACAUGACGUUCCCCGCUUCACGGGCUCCCGCUCUACGGCUUAGAAUUGGUGAUGUGAGA